Molecule: messenger RNA, 2030 nt
Organism: Aspergillus heteromorphus CBS 117.55
Lineage: Eukaryota; Fungi; Ascomycota; Eurotiomycetes; Eurotiales; Aspergillaceae
Product: ubiquitin carboxyl-terminal hydrolase family protein
Exons: 2
Coding region: 16-1875 (619 amino acids)
Biological process (GO): spliceosomal complex assembly; mRNA processing; protein deubiquitination
Molecular function (GO): cysteine-type deubiquitinase activity; zinc ion binding
Source: RefSeq, a predicted model, not a curated record
CCCGUUCCCCCCGUCAUGAUGUCUAAGAGACAAGCUGAGCUGUCGCUCGAGGAUGAGCUGGCCGCAGGCUCUCCUGCCUCGAAAAAGCCGCGCGUGGAGGAUGAAGACCUACCGGAAGACGAUCUGCGCCGUGAAGCUUUGCCGAUUCGCCCGGGAAGUGGACGAGAGUCGGAGGAGCACGAACACAAAGGACAAGAUAUACUUGCAGCUGCUGACCAAGAGCGCGAGGAGCUAGAGGAAGCAGCACAGGACGAUGAAUUUGACUCCUCCGAUGUUGACGGUGAUGCACCGGUUAUCGCAGCCCCGAAACGUCAGAGCGCACCCAUGGAGGGAUACGGCGACCUGUAUCUCGAUACGAUCAAUCGCGGAAUUCUCGACUUCGACUUCGAAAAGCUAUGCUCAGUGAGCUUGUCAAACAUCAAUGUCUAUGCCUGUCUAGUGUGCGGCAAAUACUUCCAGGGUAGAGGCCCCAAGUCGCAUGCCUACUACCAUGCGCUUGAAGUCGGACACCAUGUCUUCGUCAAUAUGGGAACAAAGAAAGUUUGGGUUCUCCCGGAAGGAUAUGAGGUCAAGAAUAAGAGCUUGGACGAUAUCAAGUACGUUGUGGACCCGUCCUACUCCAAAGAAGAAGUCGCGAAGCUAGAUAAGGAGGUCCAUGACGCAUUCGACCUCGCUGGGAGUCGCUAUAGACCUGGCUUCGUGGGAAUGAACAAUAUCAAGGCCAACGAUUAUCUGAACGUGGUGGUCCAGCUUUUAGCCCACGUUUUCCCCAUCCGCAAUUACUUCCUGCUACAUGAAUUUCCUCAACCAGGUACACCUCAGCUAGCCCUCCGCUUUAGUACCCUCGUCCGGAAAUUGUGGAAUCCCAAGGCUUUCCGCUCCCAUGUGUCGCCGCACGAGCUGUUACAGGAAAUUGCCAUGCGCUCAUCCAAGCGUUUCACCCUUACCCAGCAGUCCGACCCGGUGGACUUUCUUUCCUGGUUCCUAAACAACCUCCACCUCUCGCUUGGAGGCUCCAAGAAGCCGUCGAAGAACCCUACAAGUAUCGUUCAUGCUUCCUUCCAAGGCCAUCUGAGGAUUGAAAGCCAGGCUAUCACAGCCCAUUCAGAUACCCAAAACGCGCGACUGGUGUUCACUGAAUCCGGCACAAUCAACAGCCAAACGACUCCCUUCCUCAUCCUCACCUUAGAUCUACCACCUACACCCCUCUUCCAGUCCGCCAACCGAGAAUCCAUCAUCCCACAGAUCCCUCUAACCACCCUCCUGAACAAGUACAACGGGAUCACCGCGUCCGAAAAGCUGGCCCACAGAGUUCGACACCGCUUACUUCACCCCUUGCCCCCCUAUCUCCUGUUCCACAUCAAACGAUUCAGCAAGAACCGCUUCGUUUCCGAAAGAAACCCCACAAUCGUCACCUUCCCAUCCCCGCGCUCUCUGGACAUGUCACCCUAUGUCGAGCCCAACCCGGACAUCUGGCCACCAGGCGAGCCGAUCCUUUACGAUCUCGUCGCCAACAUCAUCCUCGACCCCAAUGUUGCCGCUCCAGGCGCGCACGAAGAAGCCGCAGCAGACAAGGGGGUCAACGCAGCCGGUGGCGGGUCCUCGUCAGGAGCCGGUGCCGGUGCCGGUGCCGGCAGUGAAAAGGUUUCUUGGCUUGUCCAGCUGCACGACAAGGCCAUGUCGGCCGAAAACAGCCGGCUGCAAAAGGAACAUGCCGGAGAACAGCGCGGACCCGAGUGGCUCGAGGUCCAGGAUUUGUUCGUGAAGCGGGCGGAAAGCGAGACGUUGUUCACCCGCGAGGGUUACCUGAUGGUCUGGGAGCGUCGCAAGGUCCCUGGUAUGCCCAAUCGCAAGGGGAAGGCAUCCGCCAAGUGAUUGUGAAAUGUCGCAUGGGUGUGAAAUAUUUUGGUUUGUCUUGUGUCUAAAUAUCCCAAUGAAGGCUCUUAUAACAAAGGGACUGCUGUAUAAUUAAGAAUUUACGAUGAUGAUAGAAGAUCUGUUUCUUACUUUUUUCUCACUCGUAGUUCUGU